Seminavis robusta is the source of this 1130-nucleotide messenger RNA. Lineage: Eukaryota; Bacillariophyta; Bacillariophyceae; Naviculales; Naviculaceae. The record is from the annotation of a GenBank genome assembly.
AGUCGAAUGAGUCGACUCAAGCGAAAUCCUUUUGCCAGCAAGGAUCGAGGAGCGACCAUGGCACAACAAUCAAAGCCUCCAGCAAUCCCAAAGACGCUUCCAAUCCAUUGACACACCGACGGUACUAGAUAGUAAUUGCCAACAGUAUUAAGCGCCAUCACUGCAUCGGAUCCACCACAUUCUACCAAACAAAAAAGCUACUACACAGUUUCAAUUCCAUUCUCCUAUUACUGUACUAUUGAACAGCCAUCAUGCCCGCCACGGACAUUACCGGAGAAGCCAUGGCCAACUCGGCCAUUGCCAAUUGCGGAUGGAGUUUUGUCGUCCUCAUGUCCCGUCAAGGCAAAAUUCGAUUGAGUGAAUUCUUUCAAAGCUACACGGAAAGUGAAAAGAGACGCAUUCUCCGUGACAUUGGCGCUGAUAUUUUGCCAAGAGCUCCCAAAAUGUGCAAUAUCGUCGAAAAGGGAACCUACAAAUUCGUCUACAGACGAUAUGCCAGUCUCUACUUUGUCGUGGGUGUUCCGCUCGGAUUGAAUGAAUUGAUUGUACUCGAACAAAUUCAUCUUUUCGUCGAAGCACUCGAUGGAUACUUUAAUUCGGUCUGCGAAUUGGAUUUGGUCUUUUCCCUGCACAAAUCCCUCCUCAUUCUCUUUGAAAUGUUUAUUGGGGGCAUGCUUUGUGAAUCCAGUAAACGAGAAGUACUCAAAUCCAUUGUCGAAGCAGAAGAAUUAGUCGAAGAAAUGACAAAACCAGGUGAAGAUACCGCCAGUCAGCUCGAUGAUGGAUUGAGUUUCCAGGAACAAUUCCAAUUGGGAAGGACUCCGGGACGACGAACGGGACCCGCGGCCGGUCCGGGUGGACGUCGUUAAGAGUAUUGUAUGGUAUGCAACAAGAGAACGUAUGUGUGGAGGGAGCGAAUGGCAAUCUUAUAGUGACACUAGUGGCUCCGUGAUAUCAUCAGCGUUGCCGGUGAGAGGUAUUUGGUUGGAGCUACAGUCGCAGUAUUGCGCUCUAGCUAGUGCAGGAGCAAGGACAGCACUCCUAUGGACGACACUGUUCAUCCUCUAAUGAUAAGGUCUUUUAAGUCAGCUUCAACAGUGCCUCCCAUGUAGGUUUUUAUCUAUCGAGUC